AUGGCUUCCAACUACGACCGUCCAUACCACCCAACCUCCAAGCCAUCCAAGCCCUCUCUCUUUCCCUGGAAAAAACCCAACGUCUACACCUUACCCGUCCUCCUCUUCCUCUGCAUCUGCUCCUACUUCUUCGGCCUCUGGCAACACGGCGGCACCUCCACGCCCACCUUCAAACUCCCAUGCAAAUCCUCCAAUCAAAUCACCACCACAUCAACCACACAAUCUCCAACACUAGAUUUCUCCUCCCACCACACCCCCAACCUCACCGCCGCCACGUCAUCGCACGCCGUCGAACCCAAAGCUUACCCUCCCUGCGACUUGAAGUUCAGCGAGUACACGCCGUGCGAGGAUGCGAAGAGGUCUUUGAAAUUCGAUCGUGACAGGCUCAUAUACAGAGAGAGGCAUUGUCCCGAGAAGAACGAGCUGCUCAAAUGCCGCGUGCCGGCACCGCACGGCUACAAGACGGUGUUCUCGUGGCCGAUGAGCCGGGAUCUGGCGUGGUACGCCAAUGUGCCGCACAAGGAGCUGACGGUGGAGAAGGCGGUCCAGAAUUGGAUCAUUUACGAAGGCGACCGGAACCGGCUCAGAUUCCCUGGCGGCGGCACCAUGUUUCCUAAUGGUGCGGACGCGUACAUUGACGAUAUCGGGAAAUUGAUCAACCUCAAAGACGGGUCUAUUCGGACCGCCAUUGAUACAGGCUGUGGGGUUGCCAGUUGGGGAGCUUACCUAUUGUCCCGAAACAUCCUCACGAUGUCAUUCGCGCCAAGAGACACACACGUAUCACAAGUCCAGUUUGCUCUGGAGCGAGGUGUACCCGCACUCAUCGGAGUCAUUGCGUCGAAAAGACUACCUUACCCUUCUAGGGCCUUUGAUAUGGCCCAUUGCUCUCGCUGCCUCAUUCCUUGGGGCCAACAUGAUGGGGUUUACUUGACUGAGGUUGAUAGAGUUCUGCGCCCUGGCGGGUACUGGAUUCUGUCAGGCCCACCAAUCCGCUGGCAAAAAUACUGGAAGGGCUGGGAAAGAACUAAAGAGGAUUUGAAUGCCGAGCAGACUUCCAUAGAGGAUGUAGCCAAGAGCCUUUGCUGGAAAAAGUUGGUGGAGAAGGAUGACAUUGCAAUUUGGCAAAAACCCACCAACCAUUUAACUUGCCAAAACAAUCGCAAGCUUGGAAAGAGCCGCAACUUCUGCCCUGCUAAUGAUCCUGAUAAGGCCUGGUACACAAAGUUGGAUACUUGUUUGACCCCAUUGCCAGAAGUUUCAGACAAUGAACAAGUUGCAGGUGGGAAAUUGGCAAAAUGGCCACAGAGACUUAAUGCAAUCCCACCAAGAAUUAAUAAGGGAACCGUGAAGGGAGUGACGGCAGAAGUUUUCAAACAAGAUUCAGAGAUAUGGAAGAAGAGAGUUUCGUAUUACAAAUCGGUGAACAAUCAGCUUGGGAACCCUGGAAGGUACAGAAACCUUUUGGAUAUGAAUGCAUACUUGGGUGGAUUUGCUGCUGCCCUGGUUGAUCUGCCUGUGUGGGUCAUGAAUGUGGUUCCUGUCGAUGUCAAGGCCAACACACUUGGAGUCAUCUACGAACGGGGAUUGAUUGGAACAUAUCAGAAUUGGUGUGAGGCAAUGUCUACAUAUCCAAGAACUUAUGACCUCAUUCAUGCAGAUUCAGUGUUUACCCUCUACGAGGAUAGAUGCGAAAUGGAUGACAUUUUGCUGGAGAUGGACAGAAUUCUUAGGCCGGAGGGGAGCGUGAUCAUUCGAGACGAUGUCGAUAUGUUGGUGAAGAUCAAGAGCAUCAUUGAUGCAAUGGAGUGGGAUAGUCAAAUUGUGGACCAUGAAGACGGUCCUCAUGAGAGGGAAAAAUUGCUAUUUGCAGUGAAAAAGUACUGGACAGCUCCUGCUGCACCUGAAGAUGAAGAGGCAUCUUCCUAG
Messenger RNA from Prunus armeniaca (apricot), 1926 nucleotides. The record is from the annotation of a GenBank genome assembly. Lineage: Eukaryota; Viridiplantae; Streptophyta; Magnoliopsida; Rosales; Rosaceae.